Molecule: messenger RNA, 861 nt
Organism: Rhagoletis zephyria (snowberry fruit fly)
Lineage: Eukaryota; Metazoa; Arthropoda; Insecta; Diptera; Tephritidae
Source: RefSeq, a predicted model, not a curated record
AUGAGUUCCCCCGCUGAGAAGGCACUUCAGUUGGUUAAAUAUCUGCCACGUGCUAGUCUGAAUAAUCUGGUGAAAAAUCCGUACAUCAAGAGGAAGAACUUCUACCAGCGUGGUAAAUAUCGCGAAGUUGAGGCCAUCAAUAAGAGCAAUCGAGAGCGGCGGCGAUUCUGGCCUGUCGGCUAUGAGGGCGGCCGGACGCCGUUCUACAUGAAAAUCCCCAUUGAGAACUACUACGCCGACUUCAAGCAUCGUCGCCAGUAUCCACCGCUCAGUUUGGUGAAGCUCCAACUGCUCAUUGACAAUGGGGCACUCAACCCUGAAGAGCCCAUUGAUCUGGCUUCCAUCUGCAAUUCGCACUUCUUCAAAAUGGACCCAAAGCUGCACCACUACGGCGUCAACCUGGUGGACGAAGGAAUGGACAGCUUCAAGAGCAAGAUCAACAUUAAAGUCCAGCACGCCUCAGAGCAGGUCAUCGCUGCUGUUGAGCGACACGGCGGCAGCAUCACCACGGCUUACUUUGACAUGAAGAGCGUCAUGGCCCUGCACAAUCCAGCCAAGUUCUUCGAGAGCGGGCAACCCAUUCCGAAAAGAGAACUUCCAACCGAAGAUGCCUUCGAGUACUACAGCAACCCGAAAAACCGAGGAUACCUUGCUGAUCCUGCCGAAGUCGAGGUGGAGCGGAAGCUACUGGCGCAAAAGUACGGCUACGAGUUGCCCGAAGUGAAGGAGCCGCUGAUGACGAUUCGAAAAGACCCACGGCAGUUGUUUUACGGCCUAGAGCCCGGGUGGCUAGUCAAUCUGCGCGACAGGGAAAUUCUCCGCCCAACCUCGGCAAAGUACAUCGAGUAUUACCGAAAUUAA